Messenger RNA from Kockovaella imperatae, 1723 nucleotides. RefSeq lists its product as hypothetical. The transcript has 2 exons. The record is from RefSeq and is a predicted model, not a curated record. Bases 355 to 1422 code for a protein of 355 amino acids. Lineage: Eukaryota; Fungi; Basidiomycota; Tremellomycetes; Tremellales; Cuniculitremaceae.
GAGGACACGGCGGCCUAUCAAGGUCGAGUAAAAAGCUUGUUUCGUCGUCUCUCACUUUUGUAGCUAUAAUGCAGAUCUUCUAUCCUUUACGCCAAUCGUCGCCGAAUCUCCAACCCCCAUCCCACCUUUUCCUUUCCCGGCGCACCUCCUGUCGCUUGACCAUCGACCGUGACAUUUCUUUUCAGAAUCUGGUAAAAGGGAGAGUCGACCAGCCCCUCCUUUGUGAUUGACAACAGAGAGAGGCGAGAACAAGAGAGGCUUAUAAUAUGAGUUUCGCUUUUCUCUUUCUCUCCCGGUCCUCCUUGCCUCUGUUCUUGCAUACUGAACUCUGGCGGAUCGAGCUACUACAGCAGCAUGUUCCAAUCAACGAAGGAUCUCAACGAUGACCUGCUCGUACCUCCUGUCCCCGAAUCUCCUGCACCAGCCUAUACGGCUCUACCUCAUCGCGAUGUCGACUUCUUCCUUGCACCCUUGUUGAAUGGUCAGAUUGGGGAUAUCGAACUCGAAACGGCCGACGGCAAACGGUUCUUGGUGCACAAAAAGCUGCUCGAACAAGAGACCGUCUUCUUCCACAUCUACUACGGUUUCAUUCCCGUCUGGAGACUCUCCAAUACAUCAGCUGGUCCUCCUCAUCCCAAUAUUCCAGCACAGGCUCCAUCCGCUCUCGGAGGCCUUCUCAACCUGUCCAAAAUAAUCGCUUCUCAUAUACGCGCAUCGAUCGAGGGUGAUGCGCCACCUCACCUGCCGCCCAAAGACCCAGUGACCGCUCCUACGCCAACGACGACACCGUACACCUGGAUGGUCCCGGAGACUUCGACUAUUCUCGCCGCAUUCCUCACCCUCAUCUAUCCUCGUGGCACAUUUGCUACGCCACAUGAGGGAGCUCUCGGAUCCUUGGACAUCACUGGACGAGUCAUUCGCGCUGCUCUAGGCUACCAAUCUGCUAAAGCGCUCAAUGCGGCCAGGGACAGGAUGUACCAUUUCAUCGAAUCUCAACCGCUGGAGACAUAUGCGACGGCGAGCUUUUUCAAAUUCACCGAUCUUGCUCGGUUGGCCUCCAAGUCGGCCGUACGUAUCCCUUCGAGUCAAUGGUCAGCAGAGACGAGGCAACUGAUGGGCAAGCAUGCGGCUGCCAGGCUGGAGAAUCUGCAGCGCGCAAGGCAGGAAGGUUUGGACCAAAUCCUCUCCAAGACUUGCCAUGCGGAUCAGCAUAGCGCAUCCUGUACUCAACGUCCCCAUAUCGAAUCUACAUGGCGGGAAAGAGUUCAAGAGGUUGCCAAAGAUUUGCCAAUCGACAGUGACUUGCUCGAGUUGCUCGAGGUGGACUUGAGAGGAAUCCAAUGUGGGGAUUGUCUCAUGUUGUUAGGCACUACGAUUCGAGAGAGCUUGUAUGAGGCCAGAGAGCUGCCAGUCUGUUGCUAGUAUUAUCAUGCAUCGCGCCAAUCAGGGUCUCGACUUGUGUGAAUGACUCCGUAGCGCGACGUCUGGGCUAAUGCUCCGAUCUCUGGUAUCCGCAUCGCCAGGCAGCAGUGGCUGACGCUCGGGACCCUCUUCGUGAUGCCACCGUCUCCGAUCGAACAGGCGACGUGAGCGCUGAUAGGGUGUGUUGUCGGACGGUGGAGCGGAUCCGUAGAUGAGGGAUUGGCUCAGUAUAGUGAUAUCGAAGAGAAGGGUCCCUCCAGAGCCCAUCAGAUAGCUAAUUAUUCAGCGAAAUUCUACCGCG